AUGAGUUUAAACGGCACCAUCUCUCCUGUCCUGGGGAAUCUCUCCUCUCUUCGAUCCAUAGAUCUCUCCCAAAAUUACCUCACUGGUACCAUUCCACCUCAACUCGGCCAGCUCCCACAUCUACGGAUACUCAGGCUUCACAGAAAUCAAUUACAAGAAACCAUUCCGCCCACUCUCUCCGCUUGCCGCAAUUUGUAUUUUCUGGCACUCUCCUUUAACCAACUGCAUGGUAGCAUUCCGCCUGAGCUCGGUCUUCUGACAAGUUUGAGGUACCUCGCCUUGGGCGUCAACGCUCUCACGGGUACCAUUCCGCCCUCUCUCAAAAAUCUCUCCGCCUUAGUUGAGUUGAAUUUGAACGAAAAUGAGCUCAGCGGCACCAUUCCUCCUGAAUUGGGAAUGCUCACCAACGUAGAGUUCCUUGGUUUAUGGGGAAACCAGCUUAGUGGAAACAUACCAAACUCCUUGGGAAAUUGUUCCCGUCUAAAACAACUUUCUUUAAAUUCAAACCAACGGAGUGGAAUGGUUCCAAUGGAACUGGGUAAGUUGAACCUUCUUACGAAGCUUUACGUGCACAGCAAUCAACUUGUUAGUGACAGCAGUAACACAUUGGUCUUUCUCGCUACUCUCACAAAUUGCUCCCACUUGCAAAAAAUAGAAAUGGCAAACAAUACUUUCACUGGUGUAUUGCUCCCAUCCAUAGGCCAACUGUCUUCCAAUCUCUACGAAUUGAGUUUAGCAGACAACAUGAUAAGCGGAAGCAUACCACAACAGAUUGUCAAUCUGACAAACUUAACCUUCUUAGAUCUACACAAUAAUCAUUUGAGCGGCAAUAUUCCAUCUGGAAUUAAAAGAUUCCGCAAGUUAGAGAGAUUGUAUUUGGGUGGGAACAAAUUAGAAGGAAGCAUUCCAGGUGAGAUAGGUCAAAUGCAACAUCUCGGACUCUUAAGUCUUAGUCACAACCAGUUAUCUGGUAAAAUACCAGAUUCUCUUUGUAACUCCCAGCAGCUGAGACGUCUUUUCCUUCAGCACAACAAGUUAUCAGGGAAAAUCCCUGUUAGUUUGGAUGGAUGCCAGAAGUUGGAGCUCCUUGACUUAUCUCACAAUAAACUAGCGGGGAGAAUACCUGGUGAAGUCAUUGCCAAUUUGCCAGCCUUAAAAACCUGCAAUUCUACCUCAAUCUUUCAUGGAAUUCUCUGCAAGGGUCCAUCCCACACGAGAUGA
This is a messenger RNA of Cryptomeria japonica (Japanese cedar), 1221 nucleotides long. Its product is annotated as LRR receptor-like serine/threonine-protein kinase FLS2. Gene Ontology annotation, biological process: hormone-mediated signaling pathway. The record is from RefSeq and is a predicted model, not a curated record. The transcript has a single exon. NCBI's taxonomy places the organism in Eukaryota, Viridiplantae, Streptophyta, Pinopsida, Cupressales, Cupressaceae. Bases 1 to 1221 code for a protein of 406 amino acids. Gene Ontology annotation, cellular component: plasma membrane. Gene Ontology annotation, molecular function: protein binding.